AUGGAGGACGAGGAAACAAUGGAUUUGACGGCCGUUGGUCAUCUAGGAGCAGCAAAGUGGCUGUUUUGGUACAACGUGGCCUGCGUGUUGUAUCCAGCUUUGUUUAAUUCGGCGUGCAACAUAUACUCCAAUAAGCUCAAAAUAGCGGCCAAGUAUGACGUAUGUGGCACGCCGCUUUGGUCUUUUUACUUUAUCUUCAUACUUUGGUGUGCGAUCCGCAAACUAGCCCAACCCGUGAAGCUAAGGCGUCGGGUGAAAAGCUGGUGGCCGACGUGUGACAAUCUGUGGUUCUCCUUGUUCCAAGGGACCUGUGUUCCUCUUCACUUCAUGGCCAUGUUCAAUCUGUUCGGGGGUUUCGAGAAUUUCGGGAUUCGUGAUUGCUCGUUGCUCUUGUUGACCGACCUGGCGGUGUCCUUGUCCUGCAGGUACCCAAAGGGGGCCCCACUUCUGCCCGUCCUCAUCUCUCUUGCUCUUCAACUCGUCAAGCCACCGUCUACUUGCCCUCCCCAUACCGAUACCAAUACCAAUACCACUAUACCAGCCCUUACCGUGUUGAAGUCGAAAAUCAAAACCGAGUCAUAUGGCUAUUUGAUGGACCUUGUUGCAUUAUGA
Striga asiatica is the source of this 612-nucleotide messenger RNA. The record is from the annotation of a GenBank genome assembly. NCBI's taxonomy places the organism in Eukaryota, Viridiplantae, Streptophyta, Magnoliopsida, Lamiales, Orobanchaceae.